ACAAUGAUGAAGGUUCAGAUCAUGUUUGGCUUCCUUUGCUGCAUGGUUUUCCUGCCUACAGAUGGCUUCCCAGCAGACACCAAUACUGAAUUUCGUUCUGCUUUCUCUGUGGCCAGAACCAGCAGCAUGGAAGGAAGCUCUGAGAUGGUCAUUACCUUUGACAAAGUGUAUGUGAACAUUGGCAAUGACUUUGAUCCCAAGACAGGAUUGUUCCGCUGUCGGAUCCCGGGAGCCUACUACUUCUCCUUUACUGUUGGGAAAUACCCAAAGAAAAACUUGUCUGUUAUGCUGAUGAGAAACAAGAAUGAGGUGCAAGUGAUUGUGUAUGAUGAACAUCACCGCAAGGAGCGGAAGGUAGCUAGCCAGAGUGCCAUGCUGCAGCUUGACUACGGUGACACCGUUUGGCUGCGUUUACAUGGAGACCCCAAGUAUGCUCUUUACAGCAAUGUGGGCCCCUAUACAACUUUCAAUGGCUACCUGAUCUAUCCAGACACUUCUGCCUUCUUCCAGAAUGCUCUUAGCUCUCAGGAGCUAGGGCCACACCAUCACACUGCUCAGCAGCUUCCUGGAGAGCAGAAGGAAGCUUCGCAGCGACGUGUGUUAUCCGAUCAGCCAAGCAGGGAACAAGACCCUCGCUCUGCAUUUUCUGUUGCCCGCUCGGAAAGCCUCCUGGGCACAGAUGACAAGCAAACCCAGCAUGAACCAAUCACGUUUGACACAGAGUUUGUGAACAUUGGAAAAGAUUUCAAUUCCUCCACUGGUAUCUUCACCUGCCGUAUACCUGGUGCAUACUAUUUCUCCUUCACCAUUGGCAAAAUGCCCUUUAAAACUAUGUCAGUGAAGCUUAUGAAGAACCACAAUGAGGUGCAAGCCAUGAUCUAUGAUGACAACCACUCCAAGAGGCGAGAGAUGCAGAGCCAGAGUAUCAUGCUGCCUCUGCAGUAUGGAGACACCAUCUGGCUCUACAGCCAUCAGCAUGAUGGCUAUGGUGCCUACAGCAACCAUGGCAAGUACAUCACCUUCACAGGCUUUCUGAUCUACCCAGAGGCUCAGCCAAGGUGGCUUCCAGGUGCCAGCUCACCACAAGGAUCAAAUAACUAA
Messenger RNA from Indicator indicator, 1101 nucleotides. RefSeq names its product C1q and TNF related 4 (gene C1QTNF4). Bases 4 to 1101 code for a protein of 365 amino acids. The transcript has a single exon. NCBI's taxonomy places the organism in Eukaryota, Metazoa, Chordata, Aves, Piciformes, Indicatoridae. Gene Ontology annotation, molecular function: protein binding. The record is from RefSeq and is a predicted model, not a curated record.